Culex quinquefasciatus (southern house mosquito) is the source of this 3304-nucleotide messenger RNA. RefSeq lists its product as uncharacterized. Gene Ontology annotation, cellular component: SCF ubiquitin ligase complex. The record is from RefSeq and is a predicted model, not a curated record. NCBI's taxonomy places the organism in Eukaryota, Metazoa, Arthropoda, Insecta, Diptera, Culicidae. Bases 420 to 2747 code for a protein of 775 amino acids. Gene Ontology annotation, molecular function: RNA binding; protein binding. The transcript has 5 exons. Gene Ontology annotation, biological process: SCF-dependent proteasomal ubiquitin-dependent protein catabolic process.
GCCAGCUGCCAUCUCUGAAAAGGUCCCGCAACAGACCGACACACAGACACAUUCGGAUUGAUCGCGAAAUUUGCAUGUGUUUCACUUUGCUCGUCGAAGAAAAAGGGAUUCCAAAUUCCAAGUUUUGCUUUCGCCGCGCUCGGUCGUUUAGUGCUGCUACGUAAAUUUGGUGGCUUUUGGAAGGUGCCACUCUAGGCGGAUUUUGGCGAAAAGUUUGCGGAAACACGUUUUUCUUUUGCUCUCUGAUUUUGAUCGACAUCCAAGUUGGCCGAUUGUCAUCGUCUGGUUCCGGCGCGAGUGGAGUGGAAUCCGGCGGAAGAGGAGACCGACGGAAGUUUUUGCAUCGAUCUAGACGAGUCCGGGCGGGACCACACGCGUCAUUUCCCGCGGAUUCUUCGGUGGAUGGUUCUGGCCGGAAAAUGAGUCGCCGUAACGGACGUGGACGGGGUGGCCGUGGCCGUCGCCGCGGAGGCGCUCGCGCCGGCGGUGACCAAGCAGCUGGGCCGCCUCCGCCAGCGCCACCGGCCUUUGUCAUCCCGCCGGAGUACAACGCGUACAGCGAGGAGGACGACAGCGAUAGCGAUGAUGACGAGAUCAACAUCUUUCGCCAGAUGGCCUUGAUUGGGGCGCUCAGCCGGAUGCAGGGCCGUUCCUCCGGUGGACGGCACGCCGAGACGGGUGGAGGGCGGUCGGACACGCGAGCGACUGAGCGACGCGAUGUUCGGCAAAAGAUUGUGUUCACCGAGGAUCAGAUCGAGGUCAACACGAUUUACGCGAGCUUCAAGACGGAAAAGGUCACGGAGGAAAGCGUCCGGAAGCUGUUUGCCCAGUUUGGCCCGAUCAAGCAGGUGCGGUUGCACACCGCGGUCAACAACAACUCGUACGACGGGGAGGACGACCACAGGGGGAUGCAGACGCGGGGGCGACCCCAGCGGUACCAGCGGCAGCAGCCCAACCGGUACGCGUUCGUGUCGUUUGAAAAAUGCGAGGAUGCGGCCAUAUGCCUGCAGCAAAAGUUCAAACUGCGUAACCAGUGCUACAUUGCCAAAGCGGACAGCUGGCACCAGGAGGCGUACAUAAAGAAGCAAGCCGAGGAGGAAUCCGGUUCGUCCGCCGCACCGCCAGCCGAACCAUGCUGCUCAAGCGCACCUACCACAACAAACACAACAUCGACGGUCACUUCUGACGGAGGUCAGCCCGCAGAUCACAACUCAAGCAACGCAUCGGAAACGCCGGAAGGUUUCACCAUCCUACAGCUGAACGACGAUUGUCUGAUGACGAUCUUCUCCGAGGUGGACCUGCUGGAUCUGUUGGCACUGAAGAAGACCUGCACCCGCUUCGAGGGCGUCUGCUGUGACCUGCUAAAGCGACACAAGAAACUAGAUCUGGACAAUGUGUGCCCUAAGAAGACGUACCUCACGAUGCUGGACGCUAAGAACAUCCUCAUGGAGUUGGGUCCGUUCGCGGAGCACUUGAUUAUUACGCGGGAUACUUUCGCCAAGCCGGGGGUACGGAUUUUGUACCUGAUUCCCAAGCACUGUUCCAACCUGAAGGAGCUGGACAUUCACGACUUUACGCUGAAGCCAAACGCACUCAAGACCCUGGAAGGCGUGUUCAAAACGCUCGAAUCGCUGCGACUGGUCAACUGCGGAAUCGCGGACAGCAUCGAGCGAAGCCUGGGCCAAGCCAAAAACCUGCAGCGGUUGGAUUUGUCGCAAAACAGCGAAAUCACUGGCAAGUGCUUGAAGGCCGUUCGAAACCUCAAGUAUCUCAACCUGGAAAGCUGCCAGAACAUCCAAGGAAAGCCGUUCAGCACCUUCUCCGAGCGGAACAAAACGCUCGAAUUCCUCAACAUAAACUGCUGCAGUCGGCUCACCACCGAAGCGGUCAAAUCCCUGGUGACCAACCAGCUCGAGCUGCAGCACCUCAUCUGUAACAAUCUGUACGACAACGUCGAACCCGCCACCAUGGCCAUGAUCGCCAAACUACCCAAGCUCACCAAAGUCCAGUUCAAGAUCAACAACUUUGCCUCGAUCGACCACAUCCUGCAAGCCUUCGCCGAGUCGAACCAGCUCGAGCACCUGGACCUCUCCGACGGCAUCUUUACCUCCGUCGACUACAACCUGCUGUGCUCGCUGACGGCCCUGCGCGAGCUCAAGCUCAACUACAAGCUGGACUUUUCCGACGAGCACCUGGCCAAACUGUGCCACAAGGGAAACUUUGUCGAGCUGCACAUCGCCGGCUGUACGAACGUCAGCGACAAGCAGCUGAUCGAGUUCAUCCGCGCGAAUCCGGCCCUGAGGGAGCUGGACGUGUCGUACUGUCAAAUUACCGAGGGGCUGGUCUUUUCGGCGAUCGAUAUCCUGAAGGAGCAGGCGGCGGCGCACGGGGGUGGUGGCGUGACGCGGCCGGCCCGCACGCUGCGGAUGGUCGUCGGCCAGACGAGCAUCUGUCCGGUGAUUAAUGAUAACGCCCUCGUCAAGAGCAGCCGCCACCUGCUGGAGCUGUCGUUCUUCGCGACCGAGGGCUUCUACAGCGAGAUGGACGAGUACGACGACGUGAUGGGGGACGAUUCCGGCGACGACGAGGACUUUAUGGGCUACGACUACGAGGACGACGAUUCCGACCUGUGGGGUCUGGACUACGACUCGGAUCUUGGCAAUUUCGUCGACAUGUGCCAGUUCUUCUACGACAGUGACAGCAGCGACAAGUACUACAUGGGCUACGGAGACUACAACUUUAUGUAAGUUCGCCUUCACUGUUGUCUCUCACCCGUCUUGGAACCUUCCCAAGUCCUCACAAUUAAUAAGUUUGUUAAAAGAGAAGAGAAAAAAAGCCUCAUCGUUCGAGAAACAAUCGCAAAGCUGCAUCGUCAGUACAUCCGGAACAGACGAGUCUGGUACGUUUAAACUCAGGCAAAAAACACACGAGAGCACUCUACUCACCACACCACGGGUUUAAAAUUCCUAGAAUUUUUAUUUGCGCGCAAUCGGAACCGACUGACCGAUUCUUCCAGAAAAAAAGAAAAGAAGCUUCGUUUUUCACGUGUGUGCGAGCUCGUCGAACGAGUGUUAGUCCCUUUUUUUUCAUUGUUAUUUUUCUUCAAACACACCUCUCGAACGAGAAACACUUUCGUGCGAAUGCUAUCGUUCUCUCUUGCCUCUUGCCGUGCAAGUUUCGUUUUCAGUUAGUUUUGUUGGAUGUUCAUUUUAUUGUUUCUUUUUUUGGCCGUUCAUAUGAGCGAGACUGCAGGAGACGUCCUUAAUCGAUAUUUUUUAAAUUCAUUUUUGAGAAAAAAUAAAAA